Linum trigynum is the source of this 2670-nucleotide messenger RNA. Lineage: Eukaryota; Viridiplantae; Streptophyta; Magnoliopsida; Malpighiales; Linaceae. The record is from the annotation of a GenBank genome assembly.
AUUAUUAUUCGUUCAUAUCAUGUGUGAUAAAACACAGAAUUUUGUGGGUUUUACAGUUCUGGAUUUUAUAUUGAAAUCAAACCUUUAUAAUAAUGCUAAUGAAUUCCUAUUAAAUUACCGAUAAACGAAUUCCACCCACAUUAAUCUAAUCUAAUCUAAUUAAUUAAUAAGUUAUCUCUUUGAAAUACCACCAAAGGGUUCCCAACUAACCCAUCCAUCUAUCUAUCUUUCGGGGGAAUUCUUGGAACGAGGUUCUUGUCCGCCGUCGAAGCUUCCAAACAGAACCUGCCAUCGAUUUCCAAUCUAUAAAAACGAUAUUAUCAUUUGUGUAUUAGGGUAAAUAGUAUAUAGCAAUUUCUUUCUCUCUUAUCAUUUGCAGCUUUGAUUUCAGCACGCCGCUUCUUUCCAUUCCCUCCACGACAAGACCGAAUCUCUUCCUCUUGCUUUGCUGCAGAUUGUUAAUCGGCUGGCUGCCGGUCUUUAUGAUAUGAACAUUAGCCAGCAAUUCAAUUCUAUUGUAUCUCUUUGGGAAUGCCAAACGUCAACAUCGUCGACAUUUUUUUAUGAAUUAUUUAUCGCCGGGAUAGGUAUGUUUGAAGCCAAUUUUGAACCCGUGAAUACUUGAUAUUUUUGUGGUAGUCGAUUGUUACCUUUGAUCGUUUAAUUUGAGAACGAUGAUAUACGAUUCAUUUAGAGGACGUUUUCUGAUAAUUCCAACAUUGGAUUCGGCCGAGCAUGGUGGUUUAGGAAUAUGUCUCAAGACUCGUGAUAAUUGAAAUCUAUAUAUAUAUGGGUUAGAAAACUAGGGACUGGGUUAUUCAUUAGUGGUUAGGGUAUAGUAUCAUGUCCAAAAUUUCGGUUAAUUCAUGAUCUAAAUAGCAAAACUCAAACGGACUGAACCAUGGCAAAGGCUAGCGUACGCCUGGACAUACCCUAGCCUACCGUACGCCCGUUGAGUUUUGCUAUUUAGACAAUGAAUUAACCAGAGUUUGUGGCAUAAUACUAUACUCUAACCCAUAAUGGAUGAACCCCAGUCCGCAAUUCACUAACCCAAAGCAUAAUAUCCAUUUACAACUAUAUAUAUAUAGUAUUUUUGAACAUCGUUAACCUCUAUUAUACCAAACUAAUUUACCCAAUGAUCAUACAUGUACCAUAUAAUGGUUUUGGAAUAACAUGACCGGAUUACACGCUAACUUCCAACUACAUAGGCAAUCGAAUUUCUUGUUUACACCCAAUAAUAUUUGUAAACAAUAGCAUAAUAGAAACUCAAGGCUUGUUUGGUCGUAAUAAGAUACCACCCAAACUGCUCAAAAACUAAAAUGGAGAAUCUAAUCGGCCAGAGGCAAUUUUGCUAGGGCAGCAGCCACCCUAUGAUUCCUCCAAACAUUCCCUUCCAUUAGCUAACUUCCCAAAUCCCCUCUAACAGCACACUCUUCAAUUUUUUGGGACUCUUUUUAGUUUCUUCCACCCCACCCUCUCUCCUUUACUUUCCCACUUUCCCAAUGCCUUCUAUUUGGACACUUCCCUUUGAAUUCCACUCACCCUUUUCUUCCCAACAUUUUCCUCCAUUGCCUGCCGAUCCCCUCCAUUUCACCCAACCCACCUCCCACUAUAUAUACCACAUAGUGUAAGAAGAAAGAGAGGAAAGAAAAAACUACUCGUAAAACCACUUCAUCUAAAUAGCUCUGGACAAGAUUUAAUUUGUAAAAGAUACGAUCAAUCGUUUUCGUUCGAAGGGUUUUUUCGGCAUGGUGAAGCCAGAGAGCAGCACGACCACUACGGGGUUAGGCCAGUCGUCGAUCACGUUGUUGCAGGAGAGGUUCAGACAGCUGCGAAGGGCGAAGGAGAUGAGGGAAGAGAAGAAGAUGUCCAAGGUGAUGGCCAUGAAAUUGAAGCCUACCGGUAAUCAUACUAGUAAACUUCAUAUUCAUCCUCAUCCGUUCAAAUCCUCCUCCUCGUCCUCGUCCUCUGCAGCGGCCAAAUCCAAAUCAAUGAUGUUGGGGUUUGAAAAUGCUCGAUUUGAUGGUCGUCAUAACGAGUCAUUGGGAGCGAGCCAAUCUAGGUCGACAAUAUUCCCAUCGUCACCGUCAUCAUCGUCAUCAUUAUCGUUCAGACACAACGGCAACGACUCUCAUCACUAUCAGGGACGAAACAAGGAGAAAAGUUUAUACAACCAUCAUCGUCAUGAAAAGGAGAAGAGGAGUUUGGAGUACUAUUGUGAUAUUGGCAAGUUUUUGCAGGCAAAUAAUAAUGGUGGUAGUGAUCUUGAUGAAGAGGUUGUUAAACAAUAUGAUAUUGUGAGGAAUGUCCAUCAUGUGGAUCGGAAGAUGGUGAAGAGAUUUGAUCAUCAUAUGAGUGGCUGUGAUGAUAUUGAUACUUCUCUUCAUCUUUGAAACAAUUUUUUUUUUCUUCUUCUUUCUUUCUUUGGUUUCUCUUGGUUUAAAAAGGGGCAAAGGAAAUGUGAGAGAUUAGGAAUUUUGAUAUUUUUUGUCUCUCUUUUUUCCUUUACUUAGUUUCGUACAGGCCUAAUAUUAUUGUGGACUUUAUCAAAGUCUAAUUAACUAAUACUAAAUUACAAUCUUCUCGUACCAUUUUUUCGAUUUCACAUCCAUCGAUAAUUCAAACAAUUGAUCUAAUAGAGAUUACUAAGAAUAAUAACAUAACUAAACC